AUGCGUAAAAUUUAUAGUUGUGGAUUGACAUCAAGUUAUCAAAGUGGGCACUCCCAUGAUGAUGGAAAUUUCCAUCUUGUUAAAGUCAUUCAAGAUCAUGAUGCAGUUCGAAAAAUCUCAUGUGGAAGAUCACAUACAAUCUUCGAAACAAUGGAUGGGCAAAUAUUUGCUUUUGGUCGAAAUGACUAUUUCCAAUGUGCUGUUGGGCAAGAUGGUGACAUACAAAUACCAAAACCAUGUUUAUUUAAACCAAAUAACAUUCAAGUGUAUCAACCCUACAUGUUCAGCACAGGAUGGUUUCAUUCUGCAUUCAUUUCAUCCGAUCAGAAGAAUGUAUAUUUUGCAGGUUAUUGCUCGCACAUUUCAAUUUCCAAAUCGUAUAUCAAGGUAUUUCACAAUAUUUCUUCAUUGAUUACACAAUUAGGUCCAACCCAAAAAUUCACACAUGUUGGAAGUGGUGAUCAUGUUUUUAUGGUUGUGGUUGAUAACAAUCAUUUAUAUUCUAUUUCUAGCACUAUUUCUCAUGUGGAUAUUUUGAAAACAACAGGCCAAGCACUAAAAGAGGUGAGAAUGGAAAAAGGUGGUGUUGCUUUCUGCACGACAUCUGGAGCAUUAUACGUUCGAGAAUAUUCUGGAAAUUCAAGUUCAACGUUCGUACGUGAUCACUCAGUUCUAAAUUUAAAUUCAAGUUCAGUUGGAGUACUAAGCUUCAAAUCUGAAAAUUUGCGACAAACGAUUAUUGACAACACCAGAUAUCCUUUCGAGUAUGAUGUCUAUCCAUCCUUUUGUUCACAUUUUGCAUACAAUCCACAAACAAGAACUCUUACUGCAACUGGUAGUAAUAAUGAUCGACAGUUGGGAGUUUAUGGCAAUGGAUCUGCGAAGGAUGAACCCGUGACAUCGAUCAACAAGCUUCUCAAAGAAAAUCCUUCAUGGAAAUUAUUAAUUUUAGCUCCCGGUUGUGAUUUCACAAUGAUCAUGCUCGGUCAGGAUUGGGAACAAACGAAAGAAGUCCUUCGAUUUAAGGCAUGCCUUUUCAAGCAACUCUCUGAUCAUUGGGAAAGGCUGUCAGAUGUCCAAUUCCAAUGUAGACAAAAUUUUUAA
Molecule: messenger RNA, 1104 nt
Organism: Naegleria fowleri
Lineage: Eukaryota; Heterolobosea; Eutetramitea; Acrasida; Naegleriidae
Exons: 4
Coding region: 1-1104 (367 amino acids)
Source: RefSeq, a predicted model, not a curated record